Hyla sarda is the source of this 1339-nucleotide messenger RNA. RefSeq names its product thioredoxin-like. The transcript is spliced from 5 exons. Bases 180 to 500 code for a protein of 106 amino acids. NCBI's taxonomy places the organism in Eukaryota, Metazoa, Chordata, Amphibia, Anura, Hylidae. Gene Ontology annotation, molecular function: protein-disulfide reductase activity. The record is from RefSeq and is a predicted model, not a curated record.
GUCGCAGUACGUACAAACCGAGCAGCUGUCUCGCCGCCGCCCCACCCAGUCAUGUGAGGAGACGUGUCAUGACCGCGGCUCUCCCCCAGGGGGCGCCCCGCCCAGUCCAGCCCUCUCCCUAUAUUUAGUCAGCAGGUCUGAGGAUUCCCGUCAGUGGGUGAGCCCUGAACGAGAACAUCAUGGUACACUACGUAGAGAGCCUGCCUGAAUUUAAGGCCAUUAUUGAAAGCGGUGGUGAUAAACUCAUAGUUGUCGAUUUUACUGCAACAUGGUGUGGACCGUGCCAAUUUAUAGCUCCUUUCUAUGAGUCUCUUGCUACUAGCUUCCCUGGAAUUCUCUUAUACAAGGUUGAUGUGGAUGAAGCAUCGGAAAUAGCUGGUGAAUGUGCUGUAAGAGCCAUGCCAACAUUUCAUUUUUACAAAGGUGGACAGAAGGUUGAUGAACUUUGUGGUGCUGAUAAGGAUAAACUUGAGGCUCUUGUCAAAAAGUGGACAGCAUGAAGAAGUUGUAUAAAAAGUUAUCGCAUGCAGACACUGCUAUUGGCCUUAAGAGUUGAACCACCAGACAUUAUCUCAUGUAUUUUCCUGCAGUCAGUCCUGUAAAUUUUUCUUGGUGGGAUAGCAACUACCUCCACUUAAAAGGGUUGUGGUCAUCAGCAGCCUUGGAGUUAUUUGGCUUUUAAUAAAUCUUUUUUUUUUCCACAAUCUCUGUACAUUGGGGUUGUGUAUAAACACUUCCUAAUGUAUUAAACAUUGUCCAGUCUGUAGUAUAUAAGUGGAAAUCAUGUGACUGCUUUAUCAGUACUUUCCACUAUAGUCCCUAUGUGUGUACAUACAAAGAAACACUCAAAUUGAACUGUGCUGACCAGUUCCUUGCUGUAUAAUCUAAACAGUAACUCUAGGUGCAGCACCAUUUAUUGGUUACUUUUCCACAAGAUUUUGCUGUUAUUUAUGGCCUGUUACACAUAAGAAUCUUUUAAAAUGGCUGUCUUCAUUUCACAGUUAUUUGACCUGCUUUAAGUACAAUGCUUCUCUGGUGUCAACUAUUUCUCUUAGCAUGGGUGUAAUUUACAGGAUAAAGUAUAUUGAACCUAUAGUAUAAUGAAAUGCAUUUAUAAAGAGGAAAAAAAAAUUACAAACACAGUUUGAUCUUGCAUUUGAAACAUAACUGGAUCAGAUAAGAACCGUUGGGACUACUUUACUGUGUGUCUGCGGCCUUCUACUCAAUACACUAAGUUCUAUGCAACAACAUUCUAGUAUUUCCCAAAGUUUAAUGUCCUGUUUUAAUUUUUAUUUUUUUCCCCAGUUAAAUGUUUUCAUUAAAAUUUUAAGAAACUAAA